GAUGAGAAGCCCGGUCUGAAAAUGGAGCCGAAAUCGCUGAAUUGGAACACCUCCGGGGGCGUACAAAAAGUGUAUCUAACAAACGCAAGCGACGAGCGCCGAGCCAUAAAAGUGAAAUGUUCCGACAACAACUUAUACCGCGUGAAUCCUGUAUUUGCAUUCAUUGAGCCAGGCCAAGUACUGAACGUCGACGUCGUGCGACAAAACGGCGGUGCAAAGGCUGACAAAAUGGUUUUCGUUUGGUCUAAGGCAAGCGAUACUGACCACAAUCCUCAGCUGCUGUUCAAUGAUGUAUCGUCAUACGCGAUGUCCGUGCUACCACUCAUUGUAAACGCCCCAGCGAACUAA
This is a messenger RNA of Gongylonema pulchrum, 348 nucleotides long. Lineage: Eukaryota; Metazoa; Nematoda; Chromadorea; Rhabditida; Gongylonematidae. The record is from the annotation of a GenBank genome assembly.